This is a messenger RNA of Oreochromis niloticus (Nile tilapia), 4227 nucleotides long. RefSeq names its product retinoic acid receptor gamma-A. Gene Ontology annotation, cellular component: nucleus; transcription regulator complex. Gene Ontology annotation, biological process: regulation of transcription by RNA polymerase II; cellular response to corticotropin-releasing hormone stimulus; retinoic acid receptor signaling pathway. The record is from RefSeq and is a predicted model, not a curated record. The transcript has 11 exons. Bases 609 to 2093 code for a protein of 494 amino acids. Lineage: Eukaryota; Metazoa; Chordata; Actinopteri; Cichliformes; Cichlidae. Gene Ontology annotation, molecular function: zinc ion binding; nuclear glucocorticoid receptor binding; RNA polymerase II cis-regulatory region sequence-specific DNA binding.
GAGGGAAUGAGUACAGCUGUGCCUGGGGCUGUCAUCCAUCACCCACUGCUUCCUCUGUGACAGUUCAUUCAGUUAUAUUGGCCCUUUCUUAUAGUGUCAUAUUUAGUUUCUCUGAGCAUUACAUGGUCUGACCUUGGGGUAAAUUUGCCAGGACGUCCACUCUCGGGAAAACUGUGGCAUUAUGUUAACACGCAGCUGUUCCAGACCAACAAGCUGCCAAAAUGUCAGCUGUCAUAGAGGUGCCCAUGCUUGCUGAUGAUGAUCAGAUGAAGUGCAGUGAGUGGCAGUGACUUUCAUGUUAAGGCCCAAAAUGUCCUGCAGCAGUUUCCUUUUUGAUGGCUAUCACUGUGAAGAGAGCCAUCAGGGAUGGAGAUUUGUUUCCCCUGCAGGGGAUGAGAGAGUCUGGACCUGGCCAGGUCUUGGUUGCUUGCUUUCAUCCUCCUUCAUCAGCAUCCCUCUUACCUCUCUGUGACUGCAGACAGGCCCGCAGCUUUGAGGGGCUGAAUGGCACUUGUCUGUUUCAAGCUCAGCAGAGGCUCCUGACGAGGAAGAAGAAACGGCAAGAAAUUCUGAGAAAAGUCAUCUAAACCACGACUGUACUUGUCACGAUGGCGGCCAACAGAGAGCACCAAGUGCGUCACAUGACAGGUUACCCUCGUGCCUUGUACCCCUUCACCUUUAACUCCAUGCGGAGCCACUCCCCCUUUGACCUGCUGGCCAGUAGUCACCUUUUUGGCCGUUUCGGCGCAGACCUCCCCAAAGAGAUGGCUGCAUUGUCCGUGGAGACCCAGAGCACCAGUUCUGAGGAGAUGGUGCCGAGCUCUCCUUCGCCUCCUCCUCCUCCUCGGGUUUAUAAGCCGUGCUUUGUGUGCCAGGACAAGUCAUCUGGUUAUCACUAUGGAGUGAGCUCCUGUGAGGGCUGCAAGGGUUUUUUCAGGCGCAGCAUCCAAAAGAACAUGGUGUAUACGUGCCACAGAGACAAGAACUGUCAGAUCAACAAAGUGACCCGCAACCGCUGCCAAUACUGUCGGCUGCAGAAGUGCUUUGAGGUCGGCAUGUCCAAAGAAGCGGUGCGUAACGACAGGAACAAAAAGAAGAAGGACGUGAAGGAGGAAGUGGUGCUGCCCGAGAACUACGAACUAAGUGGAGAACUGGAGGAGCUGGUCAACAAAGUCAGCAAAGCUCACCAAGAGACCUUCCCGUCUCUGUGCCAACUAGGAAAAUACACCACAAAUUCAAGUGCUGACCACAGAGUGCAGCUGGACUUGGGCCUAUGGGAUAAGUUCAGUGAGCUCUCCACAAAGUGCAUUAUAAAGAUUGUGGAGUUUGCCAAGCGGCUACCAGGCUUCACUACGCUCACCAUCGCUGACCAGAUCACCCUCCUCAAAUCUGCAUGUCUGGACAUCCUGAUGCUGAGGAUUUGCACUCGCUACACACCAGAGCAGGACACGAUGACCUUUUCAGAUGGCCUGACUCUAAACAGGACCCAGAUGCAUAACGCCGGCUUUGGCCCGCUUACAGACCUGGUGUUUGCCUUCGCCGGUCAGCUGCUGCCUUUGGAGAUGGACGACACGGAGACGGGGCUGCUCAGCGCCAUCUGUCUCAUCUGCGGAGACCGUAUGGACUUGGAAGAGCCGGAGAAGGUGGACAAGCUGCAGGAACCGCUGCUAGAGGCCCUGAAGAUCUACACCCGACGCAGACGCCCGAACAAGCCUCACAUGUUUCCCCGAAUGCUGAUGAAAGUCACAGACCUCAGGGGAAUCAGCACCAAGGGUGCAGAAAGAGCCAUCACACUAAAGACAGAGAUCCCCGGCCCCAUGCCUCCCCUGAUCAGGGAGAUGCUGGAGAACCCGGACUCCUUCGAGGACAGCAGCGACUCUGGCGACAGCGGCGCAGCUGCUCCCCCUGCCAUUCAAGCCAUCAAGCAAGAGGACAAGGCCACGUACGAGUCAGCCUUCGAGGAAGAAGAGGAGGAGGAAGAGGACGACUAUUGGGACGAGGAGAAAGAGCGAGGGGCAGACAGCGACGGAGAGGCGUGGGGGGAGGCGGCAGCGGGCGCGCAAAAGAAAGGCGUGACAGGGAAGACGCAGUGAGAGAGGGAAGGAGAGACACAAGACGACACCGCUGCCUCGCACGGAUUGGCCGAGCGCCGCCGCCGAGCAACGUCAGCUCGCGGAAACCUCACAGAUUAAAGCUCUUAAAACGGCGUUUCGCACAGCACAUAUCCGCGUAUACUGUACAUACUGACUGAAAGGAAAAUGUGUUCAAUUCAGUGUAGAAAGUGAGGAAUUUGGAGACGCAAAAGCACUACAUUUCAGUGGAUUGAUGAGGGCACAGUUAAAAAAGAAAAUCACAGUGCCAGAAUGUUUAAAAGAUAUAUAUAUGUUAAAAAAAAAAAGCGUUUUGUCCGCACAAAGACAGGAAAAACAGUUGUUGAGAGACAAAAAAUGCACUCCUCCGCUAUCUAUUAAGGGCUAUGCUUUGUAUAAAAUUGAUGGUAAGAGUACAUUGCAGCGACAGAACUCUUAUGUGGCGUCCAGAUGCCACAGAUGUCUUCUCAGAAUUACUUUUAUUACUAUUCAGAGAUAUGCUACUUAUUUUUUCAUUGUAUGGUUUUUAUAAGCAUGUACACAUUACUGUUUUGUCUUUUGCUUGUUUGUGGGACCUCGUGUUGCUUUUUUUGUGUAUAUUUUCACACUCAGUGCUCGCAUCUGACUGGACAAUUUGUGCUUUUUAUCGUAUGCGUUAGUUUUAUCGGACACAGUGAAGCAAUAGCAGAAGAAAAGAGGAAAACAAAAAGGAAAAAGAGCAAUAGCUAAAGAGUCAUGGGAGUCAUGAGCAGGACUCAAACUCACAGUGUGAUCAUUCAGGAUUAGUGAUUGGCUAAUCUGAAAGAAAUGCAAGAGGACUUCAGCUUUAAUUCAAACCCUGGUGCUUGUGGGCCAAAUAAUAAAAAUGUCAGAGAAAUGCGGGAAAACAUAUCUCCAGUUGAUCAGGGCCACGCUUCACCUGUUUUUACAGUAUUUCUUUCCCAUCAGACGUUCUUUCACACAGGUUAGGAAUCAUUAACACUUACAGUGCAUGCACUCGUUCAAACAGCCAGGUACAGUUAAGCCAUAAGAUUUUCUUCUUGUUUUUUUAAGGCGAGCAAAGACUCAUCCAAGCAAACACAACCAUUAAAAGCCGUUUACAUCACAGAAACCUCAGAUGUGUGUGUGUGUGUGUGAGUGUGUGAGUGUGUCCCAGUAAACAGGGUGGUGUCAUAGACAUGUUACAUCACUGCCAUCAUCCACAUGAGUGAGUGUGCAAUUAUCAGCAUCUGUAAAUGUGUAUAAAAUGGAUUUUGCAACUAAAAAUUAAAAAAAAUGUACAAAUAUUAGAUUUUUUUUCUUUAGGCUGGAGAAAUCCUUCGCACAUACACUUGUUUUGGGACUUAGCUCGAGUUCUGGCCAACAACCGUCCAACACAAACAGGCACUGAGUGACUGAGUGGGGUUCUCGUGUGCUGCGUUCAAUGAGUCAUGAAAGAUGAAACUGACAAAGACCGCUGCGGUGAAGCAGUAUAAUGAUAUUUACAAGUUAAAGCUGUAUCGAGCGCUAUGUUGAUAAAGACAGAAGGCGUGUUAAAUAAAAGAGGCCCACCGAGUUUGCUCCUAAAUUUGGUAAUUUUGCUGUUUUAUUGUGAAAAUCUUACCGUGGGAAAGGACAAAACACACCUUGGACACAAUCAGCCCGACUCAAACUGUUCAGUAUUUAAAAGUACUUCUGUUUCGUAUAACCAUGAUAGUUUGGAAUAGGUUUUUCCUUCUUUUAUUUGUUUUAAAACCUUUCAGUUUUCUGGAUUUGAGCUGGUGCAGUUUAAAAAGAGCUCUACGCACGAGUACGGCAUUUAAAAAAGAUCAAAUAUGGAUUUUACGUUACAUUUGGAUGAAAACAAAACAUUUGCAAUGCCUAUCGCUUUUAUUAAGGUCGUUGUCUCUAUCGUGUUCAGGGAUUCAGGUUCCUCAUGAGUUUUAAUUCAACUUGACUUGUACCAAAAUAGCUUUGAUGGCUCUGACAUCCAUGCACUCACACACACACACACGGAAAUCCAAAAACUGGGUUGAUAUGUUCUUGUUUUUACAUUUUUAUGAGAAGUCAAUACUAUAUUUUGCUGUUUGGGGGCUCGUGAUUUGUUAUUUGUUGUUUCUUGUAUUUUGAUAAAUGCUCUUUUUGUUCUCAGACCUUA